UGAGAUAAUAACUCCUAUAUAUAAACAUCUUAGUCAAAGAAGACUUCGCUAAAGAUGAUUGCAAAAUGAAAGCUUUUGUAUUUAGAUUUUUUGUGAUCUUUGGUAUUGCAUUUGCAUCCUGCAAAGGGACACCACGGCAAGAAGUCAGACGUCUACCAGAUGGGUUGUUGCUGGGCGCAGCAACGGCGGCAUACCAAGUAGAAGGUGCAUGGAAUGAAGAUGGUAAAACGGAAAACAUUUACGAUUAUUUAACGCACACUAAUCCAUGCUAUGCGACGGAUUGUGCUAACGGUGAUGUGGCUGCUAACUCUUACCACAUGUACAAACGGGAUGUUGAAAUGAUGAGAGAACUUGGGAUUGAUUUUUACCGAUUUUCUCUUUCCUGGAACAGACUGCUACCUACGAGCUUCCCAGAUAAAAUCAACCAGGCUGGUGUUGACUACUACAACAAUCUAAUAAAUGAAAUGCUUACGUACAAAAUUGAACCUGUGGUUACUCUAUUUCAUUGGGAUCUACCCCAGAAAUUACAGCAACUAGGUGGGUGGACUAAUCCCCAUGUAGUUGACUGGUAUGCAGACUAUGUGAAAGUAGCAUUUGAAUUAUUUGGAGAUAGAGUUAAGUACUGGAUAACAAUAAAUGAGCCACAUGAAGUUUGUUAUUAUGGAUAUGGUACUGAUAUGUUAGCUCCAGCAUUAAACUUAACUGGUGAAGCUGAUUAUUUAUGCGCAAAGAAUUUACUGUUAGCGCAUGCACGAGCUUAUCAUAUCUACGAUCAAGAAUUCAGACCUAAACAAGAUGGUAUGAUAUUUAUCACAAUCAAUACCGAAUGGUAUGAACCUGCUAGUGACGAUGAUGAUGCUGUUGAAGCAGCAUAUGCUAUGACUCAAUUUAUGUGGGGUCAAUAUUCUCAUCCAAUUUUUUCAAAAAGCGGCGGUUUUCCUGAUGUAAUGAAGAAAAGAAUAGGCGACAUGAGUCAGAAGCAAGGCUUCUUCAGAUCCAGAUUGCCUGAAAUGUCACAAGAAGAGAUAGAUUACGUUCGAGGGACCUCUGAUGUAUUCGGUGUCAAUCAUUACUCUACAUAUUUAUCAUACAGAAAUGCAUCCACAGAGCAGUACUUUAGCCAAAUUCUGAGACCGUCAUUUGAAUCAGAUUCUGGUGCUUUGACAUAUCAACUACCUGAGUGGAAAAUUGGAGAAUCUCCUAUCACUAUGUACGUGCCAUGGGGCUUUUACAAUCUUCUUACAUAUAUACGGAACGAAUAUGACAAUAUACCAGUUUUCAUAACAGAAAAUGGAAUGGCUACUCAUGGUGGGUUAAUUGAUAAUGACAGAGUGACGUACUACCGUGGAUAUAUGUCUGCCAUGUUAGAUGCCAUAGAAGAUGGUUCAAAUAUAAUCGGGUACACGGCUUGGAGCCUUAUGGAUAAUUUUGAAUGGUUGAGGGGCUACACGGAACGUUUCGGGAUCUACGAAAUAGAUUUUGAGGAUCCAGCCAGACCUCGUACUCCACGAAAAUCUGCGUAUGUCUAUAAAGAGAUUGUUCGUUCUCGGACUAUCGAUAUGAAUUACGAACCUGACAUGUCAAUUCCUAUGACUAUUGAUGCUUGAUAUUUGUGCACCCACAUUACUUCAAUUCUGAAAUUUAUUUGAAUAAAGGAAUGAUAUAU
This is a messenger RNA of Leptidea sinapis, 1666 nucleotides long. RefSeq names its product myrosinase 1-like. The record is from RefSeq and is a predicted model, not a curated record. The transcript has 6 exons. Lineage: Eukaryota; Metazoa; Arthropoda; Insecta; Lepidoptera; Pieridae. Gene Ontology annotation, biological process: carbohydrate metabolic process. Bases 66 to 1607 code for a protein of 513 amino acids. Gene Ontology annotation, molecular function: beta-glucosidase activity.